Molecule: messenger RNA, 1743 nt
Organism: Recurvomyces mirabilis
Lineage: Eukaryota; Fungi; Ascomycota; Dothideomycetes; Mycosphaerellales; Teratosphaeriaceae
Gene: ZRT3
Product: Zinc transporter
Exons: 2
Coding region: 1-1743 (580 amino acids)
Biological process (GO): zinc ion transmembrane transport
Cellular component (GO): fungal-type vacuole membrane
Molecular function (GO): zinc ion transmembrane transporter activity
Source: RefSeq, a predicted model, not a curated record
AUGGGUCUCUCGAACGACGAACGGGGCUGGAUAAUGACCGUCUUAAGUGGCAUUGCUUGCGUACUGGGAGCCUCCAUCAUAUGCGUCGACAUCAUUGUCCGCCAAUUUCCAGGCAAGCGAGAUUUCAAGAUCCAGGAUAGUGAUACUUUCCUCUCUGCCUCACUUAGUCUAAGUUUUGGCGUUAUGAUGUUUUCGGCUUUGUAUAGUAUGCUUCCCAACGCCAAGAAAUCUCUCCAAGAAGGCGGCUUCGCUCCCAAGGAAGCGACGUGGAUCAUGAUUGGGUGUUUUCUUGGGGGUGUGGUGGGUAUUACUAUCGUCUCACGAAUCAUUCAUCGGUUCAUUCCUUCCCAUGUUGUGGACUGUGAGCACUCUCACGAUGAUGAGGGUGACGAGACGGCGAAGGAACACAAUGAGGACACUGAUGGCCAUGUUCAUGAGAAUGGGGAUGCGACUGAGCACGAGCACCAGCAUAAAGAUCCGCCAGCACAACGAAGACCGCAGGCCUCCCAGCGCUUGAGUUCGCUGCCGGGACAUAUGCACUGGCGCAAUAGCAACUACCGCAACUCCCCAUCCGCAGGGAGAAGACAAUCGUCAUACUUUGGCAUCUUCAGACCUCAACAAUCAUCUCUUGAACCUCCAGCCGAAAUCCCGACCCUGGCCAAUGGACAAGCACAACCUCGACCACUGCUCGCCGAACAGCCUAGAAGACCAACACUACAGGAACGACUAACCAGCACAAUCACGCGUAUAACAUCUACCCCGGUCAGGGAAGCCUGCGGUUGCGACGGACCCUGCUACGGCUACAGCGAACCCUGCGGCCAAGAUUGUUUCAAGAAUGUCAGUGGAAGGGGUGGUUUUCGCGCUCCUGCAAGACUAGCUAGCGCGAGAAGCGUACGUCCUCUUCUUUCUGAGCGGGCGACUGUGCAGGGCGCGCUCCCCACUGCGGAUACGGAAAGGACGCCUUUAUUGCAGGAUAUUCGGGUGGAGCCGAGAAGAAGACCGCAGCCGCAUACCUGCGAUUCUGCAAGACAGGCCCAGCAGCUCGAGGAGAUAUUCGCCGGGAUCGAGGAUCUGGAGAGAGGAAACUCGAACGAUAGUAGUAGAUCGACCCCCAAGACCAACGGUACACCCAACGGCCCCCCCAACCCCCGGAACCCUAGCAAUGGCUCACAUCACGAUCCAAGCGACCACCAAGACCACGACUCCGGCGAUCCCGAAAAUGAAGACGAGGACACGAAACCAGACCACCACCACCACCACGUCCCCCAAAACGCCUUCCUAUCGCUCGGCCUCCAGACAUCCAUCGCCAUCGCCCUGCACAAACUCCCCGAGGGCUUCAUAACCUACGCCACGAACCACGCCAACCCAACUCUCGGCCUCUCCGUCUUCCUCGCCCUGUUCAUCCACAACAUCACCGAGGGUUUCGCCCUCGCCCUCCCGCUCUACCUCGCAUUAAAUAACCGCUUGAAAGCCAUGCUCGUGGCUUUCGUCCUAGGCGGUUUAUCUCAGCCACUAGGGGCCGGAGUCGCGGCGCUGUGGUUCUGGGGCGCGGGGGAUGGGAAGUGGGAGCCUAGGGAGGGGGUGUAUGGCGGGAUGUUUGCUGUUACGAGUGGGAUUUUGGCGGUGGUGGGGUUGCAGCUUUUUGGGGAGGCGGUGGGGUUGAGUCAUCGGAGGGGGUUGUGUUUGGGGGCUGCGGUUGUUGGGAUGGGGGUUAUGGGGGUUAGUAGUGCUUUGACUGCUUGA